CUGUCACAGUGGUGGUGGGGACUUGAAGGGGAAGCUUUCUAUUUGAUUCUGGAAACCCCUACUUUCUUCUAGCCAGCCAAUCCUCUCUCUAACAUAAUUGCUGGAUUGGAUUGGAUUGGAUUGGUUUGAUUAUUGGGGUUUCGGAAGAAUUAGCUACCUACCUUGUUAUGAUCAAUUCACAUACAAAAAGGUAAUAUUUUCAAUCGUGGGGACGAUUCUGAUUUUAUUCUGGAAGUGUAGUUAGCUUCAAUUUGCUUUGGCUGAUAAUAAAAAAAGAAGCUUUAGGGUUUUGAAAACCCUUGAUCUAUCUAUCUAUAUAUUUAUCAAGGUGGGCAAAGAUUAUCUUAUGAAGUACACAUUCUUAUAGAAAUUGAGGCUAGUUAUAUAUUAUCGUGUUUGAAGGUUUUGAGAUGGGAAAGCCUCUGUUUUAUGAGAUAUUGGAGAAACCUGCAACGAGUUGCUUUAUAGGAAUCUGUAGUGUAAUAUGGUUUUAUAUUCAGAAGAAAAACAUUGGAUAUUCUCACGUAGGGUUGAGCUAUGAGACUGCUCUUGAAGGACACUAUUGGAGGAUUAUAACCUCUGCUUUUUCUCAUAUAAGUGUUCUUCAUUUGGUCUUCAACAUGAGUUCUCUUUGGAGUCUUGGAGUUGUGGAGCAGUUAGGGAAUAUCGGUUUAGGGUUGGAAUUCUAUCUUCAUUAUACACUGGUUUUGGUGGUUUUAUCUGGUGUAUUGGUUUUGGGUUCGUAUCAUGUUUUGAUUCAAAAGUUUAAGUUGGAGUAUUUUCGUAGAGUGACUGCUGUAGGGUAUUCUUGUGUUGUUUUUGGAUGGAUGACGAUUCUUUCUGUUAAGCAACCAUCUUCGAAGCUAGAGCUUUUUGGGCUUCUUUCGCUUCCCAUUAGUUUUGCUCCCUUUGAGUCUCUUAUAUUUACUUCGAUUAUUGUUCCACAAGCGAGUUUCGUUGGUCACUUGUCUGGAAUAAUUGUUGGAUACUCUAUUGCUUGGGGAUUGAUUCAUGGGAUGAACAACUACUGGGCAAUUACCAUGCUCAGUUGGAUGUUGAUUAUAUUUGUUUUGAGCUUGAAGAGAUCUGGGACAUUUAAUUUUAGGUUUCUUGACAUUGAAUCUGUUACUGAUCCUUCUUUGCCUUGUGUACGGUUUCUUUCCACGACUGGACAUGGUAGAAGUCUGCAGAUGAGUAAUUUAGCUGUUGUUGCUGGUGCAGAUCUUGUCUAGCUUCUUAAAUUCUCUUCCAAGUCUUUUGAAGCUUACUACUACAUACAUGAAUGAAUGAAUGUUAUUAUCUCCCAUACUCACACACCAGUGUUUUCAUUGCAGCCCUUUAUGUACCCACCUUAUGAUAUUAUUAUUGAUUUAUUUAUUUAUGUCAUAUGGUAUGUAAAGUUAGGGAACACCAACUUGAACAUUAAAAUAUUUCAAUUUUGUUUCAAUUAAUUACUUCUGUUUUCAUCAGC
Impatiens glandulifera is the source of this 1471-nucleotide messenger RNA. Its product is annotated as RHOMBOID-like protein 13. The transcript has a single exon. The record is from RefSeq and is a predicted model, not a curated record. The coding region runs from base 411 to 1232 and encodes 273 amino acids. Lineage: Eukaryota; Viridiplantae; Streptophyta; Magnoliopsida; Ericales; Balsaminaceae. Gene Ontology annotation, cellular component: membrane. Gene Ontology annotation, molecular function: serine-type endopeptidase activity.